UAAGCGGUUUGUUGCCGUUGCGAUUGUUUAAUCUUUAGUUCACUACUUGAAGUGGUAAUCGACUGACCUUUAUCGCAGCCGACACACCGGAUUUUAGUACCAUGGAGUUGCAAAACAUUCUGCGGGCCCAUGAAUCCAACCGUCUGGACGAGUUUAUAAGCGCCAAGGGAAUGGUGACAAUCGAAGGCUGCUGGGAUGAUCUUAUUCAAUGCACAUACGAGCGAAAGCAAAAUCUUGUGAAGACGCUAAUCGAAAAGGGCAUCGAUUGCGAUCUGCGCAAUGAUAAAAAUUUAACUCCAACAGAGCAUGCGCUAGCUUUGGGUGAUCGUAAAUUGGUUCGACUUAUGCUCGACGCCGAAGCCAAUCGUUUUCCGCAGAUUCAACGGAUGGUGUACAGACUGAUAAGACGUGGCAGCGCUGAACUGUUGACAAUAUUUUUCGAACUGAAACAAACGAAGGAAAUUGAUAAAUUUACUUCAAUUUCCUAUGCAAUGGAAGAAUUACACGUGAAAAGGGUUCCGCUUAAACCGGAAAUGGAAGUCUAUUGUUUGAAAAAUCAACUACUGGUAUGCUACAGCAGCACGGAUAGGGCGGUGCCUAAUGAAGAUCAACGAAUUAUCAGCAUUCGGGAGCGGUUGGGAAUAAUAUUAAGAGAAAUUACAUUUCUUACCGGCAAUCUUGAAAACGACCUCGUCGAUGUCGAGAGUCUACUUGCGCUAGAUAUCAUUUCCGAUAACCUGUACAUAAUUGAUGUACUGUGGCCCAAGGAAGGACUGCGUCGGCUCGGGCCACGUUGGAUGUGGGACAAACUGCAUACAAGAGAGAUAGUUUACUGUAUCUACGUAUUCAAUAAAGUGCAAAACAAAAUACGUAAAUGCUUAUUCGAGUAUUGCGUGCUUCUUGUUGAUAAUCAAUUCAUACUAGCAAUACUGAAAAUGCUUUCAGUUGAGCUCACUGCUUUAAAGACAACCAAGGAACGGCACCGGAUCGAAGGUCUCACUUUGGAAGAGGAUCUUCUUCAAUUUAUUAGACGCAAUGAUAUUUACGCUGCUUGGAAACGUAAAUAUCCCGAGAAAAUAACUCCCACAAUAGUUAAACAGAAAAGGAAGGGGAAAAACUGCGCACCCAAACUAACCGUGAAACAGUUCAACUAUCUACAAUUCCUUCUUUCGAAUGUGUACUCGAUUGGGCAAAUCCAGGAACAAUGGACCAAGCUACAUCCAACUGUAAGACUUAGUAAAAAGGCGAUUCUUUGGGCUAUUGAAACCGUUCGAUAUGGACAACGAACCAGAACGAAGCCUUUUAGUGAAUUCAUGCCGCCAAAAUCACGUCGUGUGAUAAAACUGUUAGUACGACGUUAUCAGGUUUUGAAAACUAAUUUUUCUUUGGAGAAAAUGAUCCUUACCGUAGACGUAAUGAAAGAUCUUCAUUUGACGGAGGAAUACGUGAAUCGGGUGGGUUUUGCAGCUUUUAGAGGAGCAUUGCAGUUAAUUGGAGAGUACAGCAAAGGCACUGCUGAAACUCCUAAUCUAGAAGGAAGGCUUCAUAGCCAGCUUACUGGGCUGAACUCGCGUAUGAUAAAUAAGAUGUAUGAGCAGCAAAGAAAUAUUUAUUCUCAUGGUCUAUCGUUAGCUGAAAUAAAUUUCCGAAAACGUUGCGACCGCGGUGAACUAAGCAAUGUGCGUUUAGCAUAUUGUAGAGCUGUUCAAAAAGAUUUACGCAAAAGUGGCGACCAAUUCCGAUCGGUUUAUGAGUGGGUUUUCACGAAGGCUCUGCGAGCAUGUUGCAGUCGUGUUAUGUGUUUCAAGUCAGUUCAACAGUGCCACGCGUAUUAUGGACUGGCGUGUGAACUGUUACCCGCGACAAUCAAAGGUGUUAAUGGUUGUUUCCCGUUUACCGAAAUACACAUUCUUUUAGAACGUCUAAGAUAUUAUGAACAUCUGACAGAAGUUCGAUUCCUGCUUCGUGCAAUAGAACAACAUAUAAAGAAUGCGCAAGAGGAAGAUCACAAACAUAGGACACGAAUUUUGCAAUACCAGAAUAGGAUGGUUUCUACUAUUAAAAGCUUUGCAGUUUCGAAAAAUCUUGAAACUAUGAGACGAAUAUUUAUUCACUAUGAUACAAAUCACUCUUGGAAUUACUAUUCAACCGAGGCUGUUAAGCAACUGAGAGAAGCAAAUAAAAAAGUAGUGCAAGUUAUCCAACUGAAGAUUUCACUUGAAGUCAAUGAAAUUCUGUUCGAGUUGAACAGUUGUUUAGCUCGCAAGGAAGACCGGCGAAAUGAUUUGAAUAAAUUCAAAAUUUAUCAGUUUGUUCCGUACGAAGAUGAGUUAUAUACAGAAAAACUUCUGGCUGGUUUGAAUAUACAUUUGGAAAUGAAAAAGUUUUACCGUAUCCAUUCUGAAUUAAACCGUCGGGUAUACAAUCCAGCGUCCAGUAGAAAUGAAGCCGGCCUGUUCGAUGUGAAGAAGAAACUUAAAAUACUUAAAAAAGUGCUCAAUGAACAAUCUAUAUCAUUUGAAACAAGCGCAGUCGACCGUCUUCAAAAAACUGAAACUCGUAAAUUUCAACUAUUGUUCGAAGAAAGGAUUCAAGCUCUUUAUGACUUGGUUAACACAAAACCACUGCCAGACGAAAAGCUGGAAGCUACUCGUUGUUUAGCCAUCAAAAUGGGUUUACUAGAGAUUUGUGGAAUCUUAUCUCAUACUAAAGCAUUUCAGUUACAGUUAGAAUAUUUAAACAGUCCCGCCCCAAUGCCGGUUGGAAAAUUGUUUCGAAACAUAUUGGCACAUGAUGUUGCCGUCGGUGGAUCGUCAGUUAUAUGUCCGGUAGAAACGACCAACGUUACAGUACAAGUGCUGUUUGAAUUGCGAUAUGAAAUUCUAAACACCGAUAGAAAAUAUGCAGCCUUACCAAUCUUUGGACCGUGUGCACAAAAAUACGAACGUCGGAAGCGAUAUCUAAGGGAACAAAAACUUCCAGCUGUAAAAGAUGUGAAAAACUUUCUAAAGCAAUGUGAUCCUCAAUUUGACAUUUAUGGAUUUUUUAGACUUUCUUGGCCUGGAAGUCAAUACGCAUUGCAUAGCGUAUUAGACGUUCUAAUCUAUAAUUAUCCAGACGAAGCAAUCGCAUUCGUUGAGGAGCACUUGCAUGCCAAACCACAUAUUUGUACAUCGAACGAACUGUUUAUUUUUUAUCACUUGUGGAAACGUUUAAAGUACAGUGAGUUAUUAGGAUGUUAUCCUGAACGCUUAGUACAACUUUUUUCCUUGCUUGGAUAUACAUGCGCUUUUGAAUAUGAAUCCAUUGCUCUCAAAGAUUCGCUAUCAAACCGUAUGCCUCAGAAAGGUUUCAAGGAUGAUGGAUAUGAUCCGAUUGACCAGAUUGAAAAAAUGCUCCACUUUUGCAUGCUAACGGGAAAAUUCGACAAGUUUACAACAUUUUUCAAUUGCUAUGGAAAGUGUUUUGAUUUUCUUUCUAAAAGCAAUUUUUCACAUCCACAUUUUAUAAAACAAUUACAUAAAAUUCUUCCAUGGGAGUCUGUUGAUGACUCCGGCAGAAAUUUGUUACAUAUGCUUUGUUCUGCAAAUAACGUCGAUGCAAUUCGCGAUGCCUUGAAAAAUAAAGACGCUAAAAGGCUUACGAACAAAAAAUGUCUAGAUGGACUGAAUCCUCUGCAACUGGCAGCAAUGCAGGGUUUCUUUGAUGUGGUUGAAAUAUUUUUAACCCACAAUAAGUCUACUUCAGAAGACCAGAUUACUCUCAACAUGGUGAUAUCAUGUCAUCGCAAUGACCUUCUGUACCAUUUUACGCCUCAAUUUAAAAAUGGUUCGUCACUUACAAAAGUCAAAUAUAUCAUUGGCAGCAGUGGAAACAUAGAUGCAUUACGUUAUCUUAUGAAAAUAAUUUCGCCAAAAGCAUUUCAAAGCAUGAUACAAAGCACUGCUGACGAAUCACUUUUGUCCUUUCUAAUAACCUUUAGUACCAAAACGUGCGUGGUCAGCGAAUUUCUUGCCAUACCGGCAAUUUCGCAAACCAUCAUCAAAUCGACCGGAACAAAUCCACUUUGUUUAGUUAUUGGAAGAGGAAGAUUCAAGAACGUCGGUUUAUUAUUGAAACAUGGAGCUGUAGUAACUUUUGAGGUCAUAAGAGCGUCAGUACUGUCCAACAGCUAUCGGCAAACCAAAAAACUCUACAAAGAAACUAAAAUGACAUUAAGUAAUAGUGAACUGAUAUCUUUAAUUACCAUGAUUAUAACAGAAAACAUCGAUGAGAAAAUAUUAAAGUUUUUCGUUAAAAUGCUAACAACACAAGAGGUGCCUUACCAGUGGUUAGAAAUCGCUAUUCAGCGUCACGUUUAUAAGUACAUUAUAUUUCUAUGCGAAACUUUCCCCUCCAUGCUUCAGAAUUAUCAGCAGAAUGCGCAAGCCCAGCCAUUAGUUGUGGCACUCCGCAUGACGGAACGAUGGGACUCCUUUGCCAAAGAUAAAUCAAUUAUCAAGUACCUUAUGGAACGUACUUCGGAUCUUACUGUGAUUCUACUGGAGGCUGUCCGGAUUUGCGAUUUAGAUAUAAUUCGUUAUCUGCUGGAGAGCAAAAGUGCUCCGUUAGAGAGCAUACGCGAGGGAUUCACAGCUUUAGCUCAUGUCGCUUAUUUGUACACAACUCAAAGGCAAAAGUACAGUGACGAUGUCUUAAAAAUGCUUCUUGAGCGUGGCGCUGAUGUUCAAUUUUUGUUGGACCAUAAACCAGAAUAUCUCGGGAACCUGCAUCUGAUGGAAAUGAUACUUGAGUAUACAGCUUUUGACCCAUGUAAGGCACAUCCAAAAGUGUCUUUUCUUCAUAAUGCUUGUGCUACUGGAAGCUUACGAUUGGUUAAACUUCUUGUUGAACGAUAUAAGGUCAACAUCAAGCAGACGCAUUACACACUGAUAUCACCCCAUAUUAUGGAUGCACUCCCACUAAUGGUGUGCGCAUUAAAUGAUUCAUUUGAAGUCAUGCGAUAUUUAAUGCCUAGAAUUAAAGAUCCCGGACAUAUCGAAACGAGUAUAGUUCGCGCGAUAGCAGCAGGAAAGGUAGAGGCGAUCAAACUACUGUUACAGCAUUGUCCUUUGUACAAAACAGUACAACCUCUUAAUGUCAUAACUGUGAUGGCUUACGAUUUGAAGCAAUUGCAUGUUUUUAUCUAUUUGCACUCCAUCUUACUACGAACUAUUGAGACGCGUUAGUCAAAGAUCAAGAAAAGACUAUGAACGAAUGAUAAAAAAAUAACGAAAAAAUAUUGGGG
This is a messenger RNA of Sabethes cyaneus, 5287 nucleotides long. RefSeq lists its product as uncharacterized. The transcript is spliced from 2 exons. Bases 102 to 5228 code for a protein of 1708 amino acids. Lineage: Eukaryota; Metazoa; Arthropoda; Insecta; Diptera; Culicidae. Gene Ontology annotation, molecular function: protein binding. The record is from RefSeq and is a predicted model, not a curated record.